AGAGACAUUCAAGUUUCAACUUCUUUGUGGGGAAGAUGGUCGGUGUUUCGGUGGUGUUAGGUUGUGUGUUGGCUUUUGCUUCGAUAGCACAAUGUGAUGAUAAUAAUGGAACUGAUUGGAUGCUCCCGUACGAAAGAUCUACGAUUGAUGAUUGUGGUGUGCGGUUUUACAACCAAGUUGAAUCCCAAGUUGACGCACCAGCAGAAGAUCGCAUACUGUACGAUUCUGGGAUUCCUCAUGCUGCCGAAAUCGGUUGGACAAGUGAAGAUAGCUCCAGAGUGCGAUGGCUAUGUAGCGGUUCAUUGAUCUGGGAAAACUUCAUCCUUACUGCGGCAAGAUGUGCAGCUAACGAUGACAAAAUUCCACCAGAUGUAGCUCGCGUGGGAGUAUACUACAGCGAUGAGUUUGCGCAACAAUUGAAGAUAGUCGACAUCAUACGCCAUCCAAAACAUCGACUCCGCUCGACGUAUUACGAUAUUGCGCUGGUGAAGCUGGAGCGAAAUGUCACCGUCGAUGGCACUGUAGCACCGACCUGUCUUUGGCUGGACGAUGAGAUACGCUUCCCUGAGUUAUUCACGGCAGGCUGGGGUAGGGUCGGAUUCGAAGAAGAUAAACCGGAGAUCCUUUCAAGGGCUCCGGUCGUUCAGAUUAGCAACGAAAAAUGCUCGACAUACUACCCAGAAGGUAGUCCUUUUGUGCGAAAGGGCUUAAUGGAUCAUCAACUGUGUGCAAGCAAGAAAAAUAAGGACAUCUGCCCGGGAGACAUCGGAGGUCCAUUGUACGUGCAACUGUUCAACGGUCGAGAGUUAAGUUCAUUUCUGGUCGGCGUGACUUCUUUUGAGCUAGGCUGUGAUUCCUCAGACCCAAGUAUAUACGUGAAGGUCUCGAAGUUCGGUGAUUGGAUUAUUGAAACUCUUCAACGUCACGGCGAAAUGGCCACACGUUUCAAGUUUGAACCGACGGUUUGUGCCAAUCGUCAUUACAUUCCUCAUGACCAUAAGAGGGACGUGAUGAAAAUGUUGCAUUCGAGCAACACACAUGUGAGUGAAAGUGUUAGCAGCUACGUCGUAAGCUUUGCGAGGCAGCAUGUUGAUGACCCAAUCGGUAACAAUUGCUCCGGAACAUUGGUCGAACCGAACGUGGUAUUGACUACAGCAGAGUGUGUUCUUGACGAGGGAACAAAACCUACGCAUGUGGUACUGGCAAAUGGAAAAAUGAUCGAGGUAUUGGAAAUCACUAUCCAUCCGUCGUACAAUCACUCUAUUUCUCUGUACUACAACAACAUCGCUGUUGUGAAGCUGACAUCAUUUGCUCCGAUUCUACCGUUUUGUGGAUGGUAUGGAGGUCCUAAACCGGAUCAGAAGUUACUUAUCACAGGACAACGUUUUGUACCGAAUGAAGACACGGAAGAAUAUAACCGUAUAGAAAUCAUGACCCACGUUUCGGAACGAUCACCUGUUCAAUGUCGUCUAGCUUCGAGGUACUCAGAUCUCUUACCACAAGGUUUGCGCAGUGAACAUUUGUGCUAUGAGAAUCAUCCGUUCCUUGUACCUGGCACUUGUGACAACAUACUGGGAAGUCCAAUUGAAAGAAUAAAUGAGCAUAAAGGCUACAUCGAUGGAAUAAAUUUACUUGGCCGUGACUGUGGUUAUGGUGAACCGGCAGUAGGCAUACGGCUCAGUGCACACAAAGCAUGGCUUGAAUCUUUAUUGCUCCCUCGACGUGAUAAUGCGACUCUUGUGCACAUUGAUACCGAUCAGGAACUUGGCGACGAAUGCGAGUAUGCCGAUGGGACGAAAGGAACUUGCACUGCUGAGCCAAGCUGUCCAGACAUUAACGCACGACUGCAGAACAACCAACAGGUUAUUUUCUGUGGAAAUAGAAAUGUGGUGUGUUGUCCUAACAAAGCUACUGAUCCUCGAAUGAUGGCAAUUGAAAACGAAUUUAACCAGUGUGAGGAGCGCUAUCGUCACUUAAGAACUGAUCAACAGAAUGGUAGUUCGCAUGCUGUUGAGAUAGGAUGGCAAGAUGAUCGCAACACAACGUAUGGAUGUUUCGGAUACCUCAUCAGUACUCGUGGUGUUGUAGCAUCGGCAUCCUGUUUGUCAGAAAGAGCUGAUCUACCUAACAUUGUGCAGAUUGGAGGAAUCGAUUCAUUGGACAAUUCGCGUGUUGUUCCUAUUGAGAAAGUCAUCAUCCAUCCCGACUACAAGAAGGAAACACUAGAACAUAAUAUUGCAAUAGUGAAACUGGAAUCAACCGUGGAUCCAUCGGAGAAUGUCUUUCCUACGUGUCUUUGGCAGAACAUUACUCACUCGCCGGUCAAGCAGCUAGUAAUGGAUCUUGCUUCCAAGCGAUACGAUCCCAUUCAUCCGAUGUACAAAAGCGACUGCGAGGCUCUUUUGAAUCGUACUUUCGACGAGCAUUAUACCCUCUGCAUGCAUCCAGGGAUAACAACCUCCAAUAACCACCUUGUAAAAGAUAAUUCCAUCUCGAAAAGCUGCUAUGAUUCUGGAAGUCCUAUUGUAUGGAGACAGGUUAGGAAUAGCACUGAUAACGCAGAAUACCUCGUGCAUAUGUACAGCCACGGAAGCUGCGAUCUGAACACUCCACACGUAGUGACCCGUGUCGCGGCAUACAUCGAGUGGUUCAAGCAAUUGCUUCAGUGAUUUCAAUUUUACAGCAUUUGGUAACAUCUGUUCAGUCAAUGUUGAGAUAUAAAAAAAAUUGAACAAUAAAAUCCGU
Anopheles arabiensis is the source of this 2745-nucleotide messenger RNA. RefSeq lists its product as uncharacterized. Gene Ontology annotation, biological process: proteolysis. The transcript is spliced from 11 exons. Bases 36 to 2669 code for a protein of 877 amino acids. Lineage: Eukaryota; Metazoa; Arthropoda; Insecta; Diptera; Culicidae. The record is from RefSeq and is a predicted model, not a curated record. Gene Ontology annotation, molecular function: serine-type endopeptidase activity.